Molecule: messenger RNA, 705 nt
Organism: Eremothecium gossypii ATCC 10895
Lineage: Eukaryota; Fungi; Ascomycota; Saccharomycetes; Saccharomycetales; Saccharomycetaceae
Gene: SBA1
Product: Hsp90 cochaperone SBA1
Exons: 1
Coding region: 1-705 (234 amino acids)
Biological process (GO): chaperone-mediated protein complex assembly; protein folding
Cellular component (GO): nucleus; cytosol
Molecular function (GO): protein-folding chaperone binding; Hsp90 protein binding
Source: RefSeq, marked provisional
AUGAGCAAGACGAUCACACCAGAAGUGCAUUGGGCGCAGCGUUCCCACGAGACAGAUGAAGACAAGAACUAUGUGCUUUUGACUCUCGUGAUCCCGGACUGCGAGGAGCCUAAACUAAAGCUUGAGUCUACAUCGCUUGAGUUCUCGGCUAGAUCGCCAGGGCACACAGGCGAGAAAGACGGCCACACCUAUCAGCUGCACAUUGACUUUUUCAAGGAGAUCGACCCUGAGAAGUCGCAACACCGCGUGGCCAAUGGCCAGGGGUACUACUUGAAGCUCGUGAAAAAGGAGCUAGGUAAGGAGUACUGGCCUCGUCUAACCAAGGAAAAGCUGAAAUACCACUACAUCAAGACCGACUUCGACAAAUGGGUUGACGAAGACGAGCAGGAGGAGGUCCCACAGGCUGAGGAGUUCGGAGGAAUGCCGUUCGGCGGAGGCAUGGGAGGAAUGGGAGGAAUGGGAGGCAUGGGAGGCAUGGAAGGUCUGGAGGCAUUGCAGGGCCUAGGCGGCAUGGGUGGCAUGGGCGGCAUGGGCGGCAUGGGCGGCAUGGGUGGCAUGGGCGGAGAUGCCCAAGCACAGCUACAGCAGUUGAUGCAGCAGUCUGGCGGCUUUGGCGGCAUGGACGAGGAGGACGAAGAGGAAGAGGACGUCGAGGCUGAGGAAGAGACCAAAGACGCCGCAGGGACUGCUGACAAGAGUGCCUGA